Pelobates cultripes (western spadefoot toad) is the source of this 21042-nucleotide messenger RNA. Lineage: Eukaryota; Metazoa; Chordata; Amphibia; Anura; Pelobatidae. The record is from the annotation of a GenBank genome assembly.
UAUAAAUAUGUUUCUUGUAAUGUCUCUUCACAAUUUCUCUUGAACAGAUAACCCUUAAUAUUGGACAUAUCAGAAAAGGAGUUUUUACAAUUUUCAUUUAAACGAAAACAUUUUGGAUACAAAGUACUGCAAGCAAAAGGAAAUCAAUCGUCAUAUCAGUUGAACUGCUUAAAAACGUGAAAAAACUAUAUUUUCUUCGUAUGGGAAAAGGUAUGUUAUAUUUAUGACUAUUUGUACAUUUGAAUAUCAAAUGUUGUUAACCUAAAAGAAUACAAUUUAUUUUUGCAUAACAGUGUAAUUUUCUUUUUAUAUAAUUAUUUGCUGAAUAUGUGAAUAAUAAAUAGUUGAGUUUUGUAAACUGAAAUUACUUUUCUAGACAUUUUAUUAAAUGUUGAUAAUUUUGUUUAUCCUUAUUUCUACAAAAAAAAUGAGAAUCUGCAAAAUCUAUUUCUUUAUGUUUUUGCUAAACUAGUUAACAUUAUCUCAUUCCUAUAUAUUUACUUUGUUUGUCCACUAUAUAUGUAUGAAGAUACAAAUGUAAACUAAAUACAGGUACAAUAAAAAAAAUAUUAAUUUCUUGUCAUAAUUAGUUUCUGUAUUUACUCAAUAUCUAUUGUAAAUAGUAUAGUGUUUAGUAUAUUUGCUGUAAUUAUAUUACACGUGUAUAAUCAUUGCAUAACGUUCUAUAGUUAGUACAUUGUGUCCUCCUUCUUUUUUUCUCAGAAUGUUGUUUAAUAAAGUGAACACAAGUUUAUUCUUCAUAGUAAUGAGCACAUGUCUGCUGGAGACCUUUGCCUUUAGUGUUUCCCGUGUGGACAACUCAGGUACAUAUAAAAAGUAUUUGUAUGCAUAUUAGAAAGAUGUGUAACAUUUUUACAUGAUAGUUAAUAAAAUUUGUGCUGGGAGGGCAGCUCUUGGUGUUUCACGUUAUGAACUAAUUCACUGUCAUAUUUCUUUAGGAUUCAGAUCUACUAAUGUGAAUUCCAACUGUCUUCUGCUUAGUAUUGGCCUUAGGCUCACCUCUUUGCAUGUGACUUACGCAGCCUACCUUAACACUUCUUGUAAAGAGUCAUCUAAUGUUUACAAUUCAUUUAUUGCAAAUUCUGUUUAAUUUAGAAUUUCUAAUCACCUGCUAUGUUAAUAGCUUGCUAGUCCCUGUAGGAGCCUUCUAUAUGUAAAUAAAGUUAAAUUUACAGAGCAGGAGGUAAAAACUUUUAAAAUAAGUUACAUCUGAUUGAAAAUGAAAACAUUUUGUUUUCAUGCAGGUUGUGUCAGUCACAGCCAGAGGAUGUGUUUCUAGAGAUCCAUAAAGAGAAACAAAAGUGAUUUAACUCCUAAAUGGCAGAUAACUGAGCAGUGAAACCUCAUGAGAUAUAUAAAAACUGCUUCAUUAUGCUAAAGUUGUUUUGGUGACUAUAGUAUCCCUUUAAUUUCGGUUUGUCCUCUGUUUAGUAGAUGACUCCCUAAUAUGUUAUCCUUAUCAAAACAAAUGAAUGCAAAAUGGAUUAAUUAUUUACAGAUCAAUUCAUUGUCCUCUUGUUUUUGAUUUAUUCUGCCUCUGCUAGGAAAUAUUUUUGUGAACCAACCUGACUAUCUCACCUUUUGUUAUUUGUGUAGACACAUGCCAGAAUCAGAUCACACAUUUCUUGGCAUACUAUGUUCUAAGUGGAGAACCUGCUGCCAUCCACUGUCCUGCCUUUCAAUACCUUCAGAUACACUUUUCAGAUCUUCCUGAGCACUCACUAGAACUGGUUUGGACAAGAAAUUUUUCUGAAAAUAUUGGAGAGGAAUCACGGAUUCAAGCAAAUGAAGAAGUACUGUGGUUUUACCCAGCAAUAAAGGAAGAUUCUGGAAUUUAUUCAUGCAUUUUAAGGUACAAUGUCUGGUAUUAUCAACCAUUAAUUUAAACAGACUGUGUGCUUAUUAUAUAUAAUAAAUUCUGGUGCUAUAUUGACAUAGAUGGCACUCCAAAUGUUGUGUACUACAUCUUCCAUAAUAAUUUUGCAGCUCUAAUGUAAGUAAAGCAUCAUGGGAGGUGUACUUCACAACAUCUGGAAUGCAAAAGGUUAUCUAUCGCUGGAUUAGAGGUGGCUAUGGAUAUUUAUUAACAAACAGAAAGCAUCAGAGACACAACAGAAGGUUUAGUAACAUUUCAUUUAUGUACAGAGUUACAUUUCCUGACCCUAAAUAGAGCCAAAUCACUGCAGAGAGUGGAAGAAGAAUGAAGGAUUGGCAUAAGAACGUUAUUGAUUAUGCUAUCUUAAGUGUACCUAUGAUCUUAUUUUAUUAACUACAGGAGGAAAAUAUUUUGGUUAAGUCUCUCUUUACUAGAACUCCACAGCAGCACAAGUUAACCAAGAGAAACAACCAAUUAAAAAGCAACAGAAUAAAUACAUCUCCCAUGCUCCUCUUGCACCUCCUCUUUUUGAGUAACAAACAGUACAAAGAAACAAGUUCUAAACACUUUACAGAUAACAAUGAGAACAUAAACCAUAAAUAAAAGUAGCCUUGCGGGGACUCCAAACUAGAAGAGAAAUGGUUCCUCAGGCAAAACUCUGGAGUCAAAAUGUAAACUGAAAUAAGAAAAAAGAAUUGAAAAUGAACAUAGUAAAUAUCUGAAUUAGUAAAUUUACCCAUAGAAAACAUUAUAUGUAUAAAUUAGCAAAACAAAAGCAUACACCAAAUGCAUAUCAUAGCAAAACAACAGUAAGUUAAACAAUGGAAUCAUCAAGUAAACAAGAAGACAUACAUACCCAUCCCCAAACCGGAACCUAAACGCUAAACAAUGAAAGGAAAGAGAAUCCCACAAGUAAAUUGUGUAGCAAUCCACGAUUUGGUUAACGACGCGAAUAGGUGACACUGAGAGGAAGGCCGCGUUAAUGCAAAUCACUAGUGUGGAUCGGGUGUACGAAGAUGGCUGCCAGGAUUUCACGUAAAAGCAUGAGAUCCAAGAUAGCCGAUGCAAGUGUGUGUGGGUCUGCAGGAGACAUUGUCGGGGAAGGCUGUACAAACCUCCCGAGAACCUGAGCCACAUCUAAAAUAUUUUUGGAAAAUUGCACACUUGCUAAGGCAAAGAAAGGUGGUAACAAAGAUAUUUACAAGGUAAAAAAGCCCAAAGAAGAAAAACCAAACAAAUAAGUAAACAAGGAAAUAAAUAAAAUGAUAAAUAAAAGGAAACAUAAGUGCAGACAGAAUAAAUUCAAACAAUCCAGUAUUGAAAGAGCUAGAACAACGAUACAGUAAUAAAUAUGAAUAAAGCCACAGCAACCCACUAAAACCAGGAGGCCAUAGUAACUGUGCUGUUGAGGAGCAGCAAAGAAAAUGGGUGCUAGAGGAGUAUGGGAGUUUUAUUUAUUCUGAUGUUUUGUGAUUGGUUGUUUCUCUUAGUUAACUUCUGUUGCUGUGAAGUUCUAGUAAAAAGAGAUUUAAGCAAAAUAUGAUGCCUCCUGUCAUGUAAUAAAAGUUAUUUCAUUUGGAUACACAAUAUAAAUUCCAUAAUGGUUUCCUUCUCAUAAUAUUCAGCACAAGAUUGUGUAUGUAUAAAAGAAAUGGAAUGUAUGGUCAGAUUGUAGCACAGAAAGCAAUAGACUAACAGACUGUUCUAUACUAGCAGAUAUGGAAAUACAAAUAAUAGCUCCUUGAUGUGCUUAGAAAUCUUAGCUUAGUUUACAAAUAAAUAGAUAAAACUAUCUUCCUAAUUUGUUUGUAGCUUACGUUUGUGUUAGAUACUUACAACAGUUAUAUUUCUUUCAGGAAUUCAUCAUUCUGUGUAGAAGUAGCAAUGAAUUUUAAUGUCUUCACGUUGACGGAAGUUUCAUUGACUGACAUUGCAUAUGGACAAUAUGCCAUUGAACAAUCCAGUUACCAAAUGCAUUGCCCUGAUUUAGGUGAUUUCACAAAUAUCCAUACAGGUGUGCGUCUACAAUGGCUAAAGGUAUGUAAGCUGAACAGUGUUUUAUUUUAGUGAAUAACCACUUCAGCACUCCUUUAUAGUAGUGCCCAUUGUGAAAUAGGUGAAUAGUCCUGGAACUUGGCAAUAUUAACUAAAUAUAGUUAAUUUGGUGUAAAACAAGUAGAGCUUUUAUUGGGUUGCUUGUUUUAAAACCAAGUUAAUGUUAUUCACUCAAGUAUGAAUUGCUAGAGGUUCAAGAGAAUUCAAGGCAAAUUUAAAAUUUGAUGCCACAAUAGCUGAAAUAGAAAAAUCAGCUAUGCUUCAGUGUGAAUACUUUGGCUGUAAGUUUGCAAUUGAAUUCCCAAUAUUUCACACUAAAUGCAACAUUGUAGUGUUAGGAAUGUAUAUAUAUAUAUAUAUAUAUAUAUAUAUAUAUAUAUAUAUAUAUAUAUAUAUAUAUAUAUAUAUAUAUAUAUAUAUAAAACACUCACUAGUUGUAGUAGGAGAUUUGGUACAUGUGAUGAUUUUACUACUGUAUUUAUUGCCCACAAUCUGUUCUAUCCUCUACUUUGCACUUUAUUGCCAUAUCCUGUAUAGCCUGUCUCCUCUCCCUACCCAGUGUCUCCCAAGACGGUAUUAUACCAUUGUACCUCCAAGGUUUUCACUAAUUUUACAUAUAUUUUUACUAACGUUAUAGUCCUGAUGAUGUCCAUGGAUAGUUUAGUCUCCCCAUGUACACCAGAAAAAAAGUAAAAAACAUAUUAAUCUUUUCUCCAGCGCUGAGUCUCCUUUCGUGUGGCUCUACCCUGGAGGAGUGGCUCCAGUAUGACAGGCCAAUUCAAUGCUGCUCAUAGACAAGCAUUGGGGAACGUAGGCACAUGAAGGGAGAUUUCUGCAAUGCGUCUACAAUUCCUCCAUAGAGAAUCAUGGAAUUCAGUGAUCCUCCAUGACCAACUGAAAUGGCAUUGCGCAUGUGACACCACGGUGUGUUACCGUAUGAGAGCCAGGAACUAACUCUCAUAUGCAGAGGACUAAGCUUGUGCGGUUUAGUAGGGUAGGGCAGGGAGGGUGGACUACAGGUAAUAUAAAAACGGCAAUCUGAUAAAGUUGUUAAGGUGCCUACAGUGUUCCUUUAAGUGAAUAACUUUCUCUUACCUGAUUUGUCUGUUUAUCUAUAUAUUGAUGUAUGUAUGACUAAACUGCAGUCUAAAAUAAAGGCUAGGAAAAAAUUAUAGGUUGCUAAUAGAGAUGUUUUUGUUUUUGUAAGGAUGGAAACCUUUUGCCAAAAGACACCAUGAAGUAUGAAAUGUUGGAUGGUAACACGUACAUCGCCAUUAAAGAUGUGCACAAGGAUGAUGAAGGAUACUAUACAUGUGAAUUUGCAUUUACCCAUGAAAAUAGAGAAUAUACGGUUUCCAGAAUAAUUUCUCUUCAAGUUAUUGGUAAUUACUAGCAAAAAAAAAUAAAAAAAAUAGGUAGAUUAAACAAAUCAUUCUUAAAGUGUGUGUUUUAUCCAAUAACAACAAAUGAGACAAAUCCUUGGAAAAAUAUUUGAUUUAGUUAAUAUGUACAUGUCAAUCAGCUGUUGUAAUACUGUAGUCUCAUUAGUUAGAUAAAAUAGUUGAUGAAAACAAUAUUUUAUUGUUUUGCAAAAAAAAAAAAAGUUAUGCUCCUAGAAAGCAACAAUGUUUUUUCAAACUUGUUUUAACACCUAAGGAACCCCAUUCAUAACAUGCUAAUGGUGAAAAUCUGGUCCCUAAAAAGUAGACCCUGUGCCAGCAUAGAAUGCCCUGAUUAUUUUGCAUAUUCAGCUCUAUACAGCCCUGCAGCUGUUAAAUCAGAGAGACACUCCAUUGUAAUAUAGGACCUUUAAUAAAGUCUGGCAUCAUGUGACAAAAUGAUUCUACAGCUUGUCCUAUUGUUUUCAUAUCUGUUGUGCUUGUUAUAAUACAUACACCAAAAUAAAGAAUUUCUUCUACAGAAUAUGUAACUGAUUUGUGUGUUUUUUUAAUAUAUAGCUCAGGACAAGAGGGAGCAGCCAGUAAUUUUACAGCCGAAACAUAAGUCAAUAGCAGCCUCUACUGGUAAGGUUUAUUACAUUUUUGUUUAGCUAAUAACAUUGUAUAAUAAAGGUAAGUAAAAUAACGUGCUCAGGAUCACAGUGACACAGGUUCUAUAGGAGCUGAAGCUUCAAACCCACACAUUGCAACAGACCAAAGAUACCUGACUUUUAUAUCUGUUCAUCAAUUUUUUUUUGAACAGAUGUACUCUGAAGUACUCGUGGCAUGAAACUAGGUGUCAAGGCAAGGCACAGAUAUCCUCUCUGACUUGGCUGAGCAACAUCUGAAAACACUUAGCUUUGGCACUGUAUAUACAAAUCUAUAUCUGAUAUAUGAAGGCCUAUCUUAUAAUAAUAGUAAUAAUAAUUUGCUAUUUUUAUAGCGCUUUUCUCCCAGUGAGACUCAAAGCACUUUACAAAUAUACAAACUUAAAGACAUAAAAGUUAGGAGUUUUUGAGGGUCAGAUGAGUGGACUGAAUGCCUGAUGGAAGAGGUGGGUCUUUAGCUUUUUUUAAAAGUGAGCCUCUCUGAUUGCGCACUGGAAAGAGUUCCAGAAGGUAGAUGCAGCGUGGCUGAAUGCCCUGGAACUUGAGUCUGUCUUUAUUCUUGGCACUGACAGGAAAGACUACUGGCUGACCGAAGUGAAUGGGUUGGAAUGUAGGCUGUCAGGAGCUCUUUCAUGUACUGUGGGCCUUGAUUGUUUAAGGCUUUGAAGGUCAGAAGGCCUAUUUUAAAAUAUGUUCACCAUUAGAAGCCAAUGCAGGGGGUGGAGAACAGGUGUUAUGUGGCAGGAGCGCGUUUGAUUAGUCAGUAGUCUGGCUGCUGCAUUUUGUACAGUCUAAAGGGGAUGGAGUUAUUGGGAGGGCCAAGUAAAGUACAUUGCAGUAAUCUAGCCGAGAGCAUACAAAUGCAUGGAUUAAUUUGGCAUUUCAUCCAGUGGAAUUAAGUGUUGUAUCCUGGUUAUGUUUUUCAGAUGAAAGUAGGCAGAUUUUAUUACAGAGGAAAUCUGCUGUUUAAAUGACAGUCCAGAGUCAAUCAGCACUCCAGAGUCUCCUAGCUUCAGGCCAGUUGGGUGAUCAUGGGAUAUUUUUGUUGCCUGGGGUUCCCUCACCAAGAGUAACUCUGUUUUGUCCAGGUUCACUUUAAGCCUACUAGCAUUCAUCCAUUCUUUGAGGUCUGCUAAGCAACUGUUGAUGCGGCAUGUUGGCUCUGUAGUAUCUGGACCAAAGAAGAAGUAGAGUUCUGUGGCAUCAGCGUAACAAUGAUACCUUGGGCCAUGUCGCCUAAUGAUGUUCCCCAAAGAUAGCGAAUAGCAUGGGAGACAAGAUGGAUCCUUAUGGAACUCUGCUGGCCAACUCUGUUGGUGCUGAUGAGCUUGAUCCUGAUGUUAAACUCUGUGAUCUACCAGUGUGGAAAGAUUUAAACCAGUUAAGGACUGGGCCUCCUAGACCACUGAUGUGCUGCAAGCACUCUAUUAAAAUCCUAUGGUCAGUGGUGUCAAAUGCAGCUGAGAGAUCCAAGAGGAUUAGGAUGGAGUAAUCACCUUUGUCUCUCGCCAAAAGGAGAUCAUUUAGCACUCAGACUAGCACUGUUUCCGUGCUGUGGUGGCAUCUGAGACCUGACUGGAAAGGAUCAAAGAUGUCCAAGCUUGCUAGAUGGGCCUCCAGUAGAGUUGCCACUACUUUUUCAAUUAUUUUCCCCAGAAAUGAAAGGUUGGAUACUAGUCUGUAAUUAGCUAUGCAGUCUGGGUCUAGCGUUUCUUUAGAAGGGGUUUUACCACAGCUUCUUUUAGAGGAUCUGGGAAGUCUCCAGUUUUUAAUGAACACUGCACUAUUUUUCUGAGGUCUGGGGCGAGUGUUUCCAUGCAUGUGGAUAUAAGCUGAGUUGGAGCAGGGACUAAGGCACAUGUAGUAGGGUGUAACUUUUGCAUGGUUCUUUUAACUCCCUGUAUAUCCACAUUUGUAAAAGUGGACCAUAAACUGGGGCAAUCUGGCAUUCGAUUGUAGGGGUUCUGGUGUGUAACUGGUUGACCUGCUGUGAUAGAGGCUCAGAUGGAGGAAAUCUUGUCUGUGAAGAAGAUCGCAAAUUCUUCACACUUAUCCUGAGAAAAGUUGGUGGGGAUAUGCAUGCAUGCUGGUUUGCAGAGCCUUUCUACUGUUGCCUGGGUCUAUUGUGGGAGAGUGCAAUUUCACGUGACAAAAAUUACGAUUUUUUUCUUCAAGAGUUAUCUUCAAUUCAUAUUCAUUAAGAUGUUUGGCGCCUUUAUCCUCUGGUUCAUGUGUCCUGCUCCACCUUCUCUCGAGCUUACUCCCUGUUCUCUUCAUUUCUCUGAUGGUGCUAUCAAACCACGGUGCCGCUUAACUACAUAAUUAUUUCUUCUGGCAGGCUACAAUAGCAGAUUGUACCAUUUGUUUAUGUGUGUUUAAAUGUUUAAAACUGAAUGAUUUGCUCGUCAAAGAUUUUAUUUUUUUAUAUAACUCAAAAAUUUAGGUAUUCUUCCAUACUGUAUUGUGGCGUAUAGAUGCUGUUAUUUGAUGCUGAUUCGGAUUGUCUUUUGACCUUGUAAGAUUGCAAUGUAUCUCAAUAAAAAAAAUACUUAUCCAAUAGAUGUCUGCUUUACACAGGCUUACAGGAUAAGAUCAGAUCCUUUAGUCGAUAAUAAGAUGCUAUUGAUUGGUGGAGCCUGUUUAUGGUCUUCCUGAAGCAGCAGGCUCUCAGUCUUAGCUGUGCAACGUCAGUAUCCUUCCUUCCUUUUUCUUUCUCUCGUUCUCAAUAUAAAGAAUAUUAAGUAUGUUUUUCUUUAAUAAUAACAAAGUAUUUCAAUUAAACAUUGCACAUCUAUAUAUCUAACAAUAUAAAUAUUCUGUAUGUUUCCAUAAAGGUUCCAAGCUGACCAUUCCUUGUAAGGUGUUUACUGAAUCUGGUGGCAGCAACCUAAUUGUAUGGUGGCUGGCAAACGACUCUUACAUUGACGAAUUCUUUGAAGAUGGACGUGUGAGACAGGGGAUAUCCCAGUAAGUAAGAUGGAUGGAUGGAUGGAUCUAUCACUGAAAAGCUAAUGGUAGUUAAAGGAACACUCCAAGCACCAUAGAAAUUGCAGCACACUGUCGUGGUUAUGGUGCCAGGAGUUCUCUGGCAUCCCCCCCCGAUUUAAGUAGUCAAACUGUUUGCUAACCUUCUUACCUGGGGUGUGCUGGGUGACACUCUCUGCCUCUGCCCUUCUGGUAUUGAGUGCCACAAGCUCCUCCUAGGGGCCUCCAUUGCUCUCUAGUUUAUAUUAAGUCCUGUGCAGGGCCAGCUCAUCGACUAAUCACUCUCAGCCAAUGGACUGAGCUUUGCAAAGCAGCAAUAAUAGUAGUAAUACACAUCAGCCCCAAUACAUACAAUAAAAAUAAAUAUAAAAUGUACUUGUGCACUAUCCCAGGCUGCUAAAAAAGUUAAAAAAAAAAUAUAUAUAUAUAUAUAUAUAUAUAUAUAUAUAUAUAUAUAUAUAUAUAUAAAACAAUUAAAGCAUUUAUAAUAUAUUAUACAUAUAUAAUGCAUAUAUAUGAUUUUAUUAUAAGUGUUCUUUGAUGUAUAUACACAUAUAUCUCAAAAUACACUUAUAAUGAAAUCAUAUAUAUGCAUUAUAUAUGUAAAAUAUAUUAUAAAAUGCUUUAAAGGGACUCUCCAGUGCCAGGAAAAUAAUCCGUUUUCCUGGCACUGCAGGUCCCCUCUCCCUCCCACCUCCCAUCCAUGGUUGCUGAAGGGGUAAAAACCCCUUCAGUGACUUACCAGAGGCAGCGACGAUGUCCCUCGUCGUUGCUUCUUCCUCCUCUCAUGCUCCUCCCCUUCAUCACAUCAGCCGGCGGGGGAGACUGAUCACACCCGCCGGCGGGGGGAGACCGCACGCGCAUUAGACCUCCGCAUAGGAAAGCAUUAAAAAUGCUUUUCAAUGCUUUCCUAUAGGGAUUUUAGCGACGAUGGAAGUCCUCACACAGCGUGAGGAAGUCCAGCGACCCUAUAGCACAGAUCUGUGCUAUAAUCCUGGAAGUGCCCUCUAGUGGCUGUAGACAGCCACUAGAGAAGGAGUUAACCCUGCAAGGUAAUUAUUGCAGUUUAUAAAAACUGCAAUAAUUACACCUGCAGGGUUAAGGGUAGUGGGAGUUUGCACCCAGACCACCUCAAUGAGCUGAAGUGGUCUGGGUGCCUACAGUGUCCCUUUAAUUAUAAUACACUAUACAUAUAUAGGAAAUAAAAGUGUGUGUGUGUAUAAAUAUAUAUAAAAAAACAACAACACAUUUUAUAUAUAUAUAUAUGUAGAUAUAUAUAUAUAUAUACACACACACACACACACUCUCUCUACAAAUAUAUUUAACUAUUAACUACAUGAUUAUUUGAUUUUAUUAAUUAUAAUUAACAGACAGUCCUGAGAAUUUAAUUGGCAAGCCCUAUAUUUAACCCCGUAACUUUCCAAAACACCAUCAAAUCUUUACAUAGGGGUUAUUGUUAUAUUUGGGAGACUUCACUGAACACAAAUAUUGGUGUUUUAAAAAGUAAAACUUAUCACAACGAUGAUAUCACCAGGAAAAGUGCAGCUUUUGUUUACAAAAUGCAAAAAAAACUAAUAAAAACGCUAACUUUGGCUACUACAAAAGACUGGAAACACCCCAUUUUGAAUACCCUGGGUUGUCUACAUUUGCAAAUAGUAUGCCAUGAUGGGAUUAUUUCACCUGGGCUACCAUAUGAUCUCAAAAGGCAACAUAGACCCAGCAAAUCAAUAUGGCAAACUGAAUUGAGCAAGCCCUAUAUUGACCCUGUAACUUUCAAAAACACCAUAAAACCUGUACAUGGAGUGUAUUGUUAUACUCAGGAGACUUUGCUGAAUACAAAUAUGAGUGUUUAAAACAAUAAAACUUAUCACGACGAUGAAAUCACCAGUAAAAGUGCAUUUCAUGUGUAAAAAAAUGGAAAAAACAAAUAUGAAUGCCAACUUUGGCAAGUGUUUGUGGCUAAGUGGCUACUACAAAAGACUGGACAUACCCCAUUUAGAAUACAGGAUUGUCUACCUUUAAAAAUGAUAUGCCAUGAUGGGGUUAAUUUUCAUUCCUGGGCUGCUAUAUGGUCUCAAAGGCAACAUAGACCCAGUCAAAUUUCAAUGUGCAAACAUGGAAAAGUCCUACAUUUGACCCCGUUUUUUUUUUUUUUUUUGUUUUUUUUAAACCCAUAAAACCUGUACAUUGGGGGUACUGUUGUACUCAUGAGAUAUUGCUGAACACAUAUUGCGGUUUUCUUUGUCAGUAACCCAUAACAGGAACUGAGAAUCCAUGCCUAAAGUACAAUGUGAGUGAAAUAUAACAGAAAAAAAAUGACUACCCAAACGUUUGACAAAUACUGGUGGUAUAAUUAGCAUGGAAAGUGUUAAAAUACCACCAUUUGAAAUACCCCAGGGUGUCUACUUUUCAAAAAUAUAGGGUUUGAUGGGAUAAAUUACAUUGUCCGGCUUUCAAAAAUGCCCCAAAUAGGACAUGGGUGCAUGAUGACCAGCUUAGAAAAUUCCAAGUUGGAAAACUGGAAUGUGCACCCUCUAAAUAAGGUCUUUUAGCCGCCAGAGAACCUCAUCUGCCAUGUCAAGGCAAAACCUCAUAGGUGAGUCCUGCACUAACAAUUCACCUUACUGCUUUCAGCUAAAAAGUGAAAUUUUUAAUGAGACAGAGUGUACUUGGAUAGCCAUUGGAAUGAAUCUAGAAAAACUCCAGUUAUUUAAAUGUGCAUAGGGAUUUGGGAUAGCUCGCUUUUGUAUUUAUUGUAUGUAUAGUGAAAAAGUAACCUUUUUUCUUUGGCAAUUAGCAAAUGGUGUGACUACUUACACUGGGGGGCUCCAGGGCACUGGUAGCACCAUAACCGCUACAGCACUCUGUAGUGGCUAUGGUGCUAAGGGUGCUUCUUUUAGUGUCUUAAACAGAUGUGCAACCCAUUCCUUGUCCCUCUUUUUGCAUUUAAAACAGAAGUAAAACACCUUAAAGGAACAAACAAAACUGUAUCUCUAACACUACAUUUUCCCUCUGCACCCGCUCCAGUGCCCCAACCCAGCCAUGAAAUGGUUAAAAAUUCUUUCAACAUUUACCUGACUCCAGCGCCUCGUUCUCCUCCUCCUCUUCAGAUGUCAGCACGAUUCAGGAACCAAUGCUGAGUUAAACUCCAUGAAACUGCAGGAAGUGCCUCUAGUGGUUGUCAGGCAGACGUUGUAAACAUUGCAGUUUCUCUAAACAUUGCAGAGUUAAGGGGACAGGAACACUGCACCCAAACCACUUUCAUGAGAUUAAGUGGUCAGGUUUCUAUGGUGUCCCUUUAAUAUACCUCUCAUAUUUCUUUAUUGUAGACAGGCAGACAAAAACAAAAAAAAAAAGAGGUGGUGCACUCACAGGAAAAUCAAUUAGUUUAACAAAAACAGUGUUACAAUGACAGACAGACAGACUUGCAUAGCUUUGUUUGUACAGUAUUUUUGUAAUGAAAAUGUUCUUUCUGCUUUCAGGGAAACUGAGGAGAGGGAUGGAUUUUACAUUGAAGUCCCAUUAGUUUUUGAAGAAGUUAAAGAUGCAGAUUUCAGCACUGAUUUUAAGUGUAUAGGCAGCAACGAUUAUGGUACACAAGUCCUCCCCACUCAGAUACGUCAAGCAGGUAAAAAAAGAAGAAUGAUUUUAUUUAUAUGGUUUGUGUUUACAGUAAAUUGUUAAAAUGUUUAGUUUUUUUUCUCCUUUUUUUAAAGCCGUUACCACUUAUUUCAUUUAAUUAUCUGCAAAUUAAGACUUUAACAGUGGCGAAAAAACAUUUGGACAGUAGAGGGUUUCACAUUUUUUGAUGUAUUAGAUCUUACCAUAAUAGUGUUAUAUCAUGCAUUUACUAAUAAUAUAUAUUUAUCAAUACUAUUUAUUAUUGACUUAAAAGUUGAGCAGCCAGCUGUGGUUUGAUUGUCGAAGAUCAAAUUAAUCUGUUUCAACCAAAUUUAACUUCCUUAUAUAUUCAGUAAAGGCUAAUUUGGUUGUUUCAAACCAAGUUUGCAUCCCAUUCAGGUGCUUUUUAUUUACCUACUAAAAUUAAGUAUCUUAGUUAAAGGGACACUCCAGGCACCUAGACCACUUCUGCCCAUUGGGUGCCAACUCCCACUACCCUUAACCCUGCAAGUGUAAUUAUUGCAGUUUUUUUAUAAGAUGCAAUAAUUACCUUGCAGGUUUAACUCCACCUCUAGUGGAUGUCUAAAAGUGCACUAGAGGGCACUUUCUGCUCUAUAGCACAGAAAACCUGUGCUAAAGCGUCGCUGGACGUCCUCACGCUGUGUGAGGACCUCUAGCGUUGCUCAAUUCCCCAUAGGAAAGCAUUGAAAAGUAUUUUCAAUGCUUUCCUAUGGAGAGCUCUAAUGCGCAUGCUCAUUAGGUCUCCCUGGCCGGUGGGCGGGAUCAGUCUCACCUACCGUCCGACGUAAAGACUGGGAGGAGCGGCGGCGAGAAGAAACCACCGCCGAGGGACAUCGUUGGGGUCUCAGGUAAGUGACCUGAAGGGGCUUUCACCCCUUCAGCAACCGGGAUUGGGAGGUGGGAGGGAGAGGGGACCGGCAGUGCCAGGAAAACGGAUUGUUUUCCUGGCACUGGAGUUUCCCUUUAAGGCAGUCAUAUCGCAUCUGAGUUGAGGAAUCCUAUCUUUUGUUUGAAUGUCAGAGCAAUUUUAUUAGCUGCAUUUUGAAGCAAGGUCAGCUGCAGGAAGUAAUGUGAUUGAUGCUUAUGAAGCAACAACCCUGCUUAUCUUGUGCACAUGAAUUAGUAGAUUGUGUGCACUAAUUAACUAUAUUGCACACACAAAAUAAUUAAAGCGUUUGCACAAGUUAACUAUAUUGUGGGUACCAGCUAUUAAUGGUGAGCAUGAGAUACUACAGCAUUCACACAAUAAAAAAAAAAUAUUUUUUUUCUUUCACCUCUGUACAUUUGUAAUUAAGUUGCAGGCGAAUUGGUCAGGAAUCUGACUAGGAGUGGAUGACACUGUUUAUAUUGGUGGAAUAUUCAUUAGAGGAACCUAUAGUAUAGCCCUAAUAUUUAUACAGUGGAGAUAAGUUCCUUUAGAUCACACAGAUUUCUAGUGUUCUCAGAGCUCUUUUAUCAUCUAAGUUCUAAUCAUAUUGUUUAAUGUUAAUUGCUCUUGUUUGUUACUCAGAUGGUUAAACAUGUUUGUUAUUCUCUGUAUUUCUACAGCCUCCCACUUUUCCUGGUACAUUGUGGCGGUUCCAGCAGCUUUGAUAUGCGUGAUUAUAGCAAUAAUUUCCAUAUACAAAUACAGGAAAUUGGGCGAUAAGGAACAGUAUACUCUGGCCAAGUCAUAAAUGGUAAAUACAUUUUUAUUUUUUUAAACCCGCAUAACAACUUUGUAGUUAACGAUUUGCUUCCCAGUAUGCUCCCUGCACCCAAUAUAAAAACUGGUGUAUCUGCUGAUCAUUUUGAAAAUGCAGUGAUGUUAGAUAAGUUUAGAACUUAUAAUGCAUUAUGAUACCUUCCAAGUGUCCCUAUUUGGGAGGGACAGUACCUAUUUUGUGCCCAAACUCAUCUUUACCUCUUUUCUGUCCUCUUUUGUAGGAGCUAUUUAUUGCUGAGUGUAUAAUAGAGUUCCACACAACAAUACUCACAGUAAUGUGUCUAAAUGUGUUUAAACUGCAAUAGAUGUGUUUAUAAAUCAGUACAUUGUUCAAUCAAAUGUUCUUGUUCUAAAUUACAUUUACGUUGCAAACAUUGUUAUUAGUAAGUCACCACAAAUUUCUCAGAAUAGCCACUCACCUGGCCACUCCCCCAAAAUAUAAAGUCUCCAUCUUUGUCUAUAUGAAAGGUUCGUAGGUAUUAUUAUUUUAUUUUAGCAAGGUGAUGCGCAACCCGACCCAUGACAGUAAAAUAGAUAAAUAGGUAAUGAUACAAAUCUACAUGGUUUAAUUGAUGAAUGGGGGACUGUGAAAUAAUGGGGUAACUACACAUUAUUUAUGAGGGAGUUCUUCUUGUUAUUAUUGCCAUUUAUAUAGCACCAACAGAUUCCGUAGCACUUUACAAUAUUUUGAGAGCGGGGAUUUAACUAUAAAUAGGACAAUUACAAGAAAACUUACAGGAAUGAUGGUUUGAAGAGGACCCUGCUCAAACAAGCUUACAGUAUAUAGGAGGUGGGGUAUAAAACACAUUAGCAUAGGAAAGAGCAAUCAAAUAAGGUGGGAGUGAAGCAGAGCUAAAGUGGAUCCUUUCCCUGGAGUUCAGUGGGGAUUUUUUCCAGGGAGUCUAGUGCUGUCAUCUUUAUGGUCAUUUUGCUUCCCUGCCAAUUUCUGAUGCUGAUAACGGAGUGACAUCAUAACCUGGUUCCUGGCAUCACUGCAUGGCGCUGCAGAGCACAGAGAUUACAGCUCCCUCCCACCUGCCCUCUUUCUCCACUCCGGACACAGCACAUUUGGGCAAAGUAGGCAUCUGCCAUCCGGGUAAAUAGAUGCCUACUCUGCCUUAACGUUCAGCCAGCCACCAACUGGGGUGGGGGCUCUAAGGUGGCCAGCCAGCUUUAGGUGUACCCCCUGCUUGUGGUGUGGGUACAUGUACCGCAGGUUGAGAACUGGUGCACUAGAACAUUGGCUAGCACUAUGUAGAAAUUAAAUUUUAUUAUAUGCACAACAGGUUCACUUUAACUACUUGUUGAAGGAUUUGCAUGAUUAAUAUUCUCCAUUUAAAGAUUCAUUUCCUUUAGAUUACAGCAUUUAAGUGGGAAGCACCAAAGAAUGAAUCAUGUAGCUUUAUGUUCCACCCUGAACUUUACAGAACUUGGCUCUUGUAAGGUAAAAUGAACUUAAAGGGUUACUUCUAGCAUCAUAACCACUACACCCCAGCUUCCAUAGAGUAAAACAAUGUUCUCUUAAUUACACCUAAUAAGCCUUCCUAGCUAUAUUAGCAGGACAUGGCAGCUAGCUGUUUAAUGUAACCUGCCGCAUGUUAAAGGAAACAAAUGCUGAGAUAGGAGAUCUCUCGACACCGCUUCCUGUUUACUAGCCUGGUGUACAACUCUCCUGACCCCAUGAUGCUAGACACCUAGGAAAAGAGACUCUAAAGUCACUACCUUUCCUAAGCACCACCAAGUGGAGGAGAGUGUCAUAAUUGAAGUAUGUGUGAUUGUGUAUAUUUGAGUCUUGUAUACAGAGCCGGCCUUAGGGGUGUGCGAGCUGUGCGGCUGCACAGCUUACACAUGACCGGGUGACAGGAGUGCAGAAGAACUAAAACAGGUACCUGGGUGGAGGAUUUCAUUAUUCUCCACCCAGGUCUAUGAAAAAAAAAAUACAUAGGCAGCGGGGGUGUGGCUUACUGAGCGGCGGGGGCAGAGCUUAUCGCAAGGCGGAGGCGGGGCCAAUACCUACCAGAAUCCCCUGGUAACUGCUGCACGGGAAGGAGGAAGGAAUCCGUGCUUUUCCAACAACCAAUUGAUUCCACUCUCCCUUCCAGCCAUAAUGGAAAGAGGUGUGUGUGUGUGUGAUUGUCUGUCUGUGUGACUGCCUGCCUGUGUGUGUUACUGUCAGUCUGUGUGACUGCCUGCCUGUAUGUGUGUGUGUGACUGUCUGUCUGUGUGUGUGUGUGUGUGUGUGUGCGUGUGACUGCCUGCCUGUGUGUGUAUGACAGUCUGCCUGUGUGUGACAGUAACUGUGUGUGACUCCAAUUGUGUGUGUCGCUGUAGCUGUGCCUUUGUGUGUGCCUGGGCCUGUAUGUGUGACUAUCUGCCUUUAACUGAGUGUGUGUGUGCCCAUCAGUGUGCGUGAGUGUCUGCAUGUCUGUAACUGAGUGUGUAUGACUGCCUGCUUGUAAUGAAGUAUUUGUGACUGUCUACUUGUGACUGUUUGUGUGACUGUUUGCCUAUAACUGCGUGUGUGACUGUAACUGUGUGUGACUGUCUGCCUUUAACUGUGUGUUUGCCACUGUGAUUGUCUGCCUUUAACUGAGCAUGUGUGACUGUCUGCCUGAGAGAAAAAGAGAGAGAGAGUGUGUGUGUGUGUGUGUGUGUGUGUCUGACUGUCUGCUUGUAACUGUUUGUGUGACUGUCUGCCUGUGCCUGUGUGUGUGACUGUAUACAGGCAACUUGGUGGGGUGGGGUGUUGCCAUGAAGACUUUUCGCACAGGGUGCCUAAUGGCCUAAGGCCGGCCCUGCUUGUAUAGGUAUAUCUAAUGUAAGAUAUUAGGUGGUAUGGGAGGGGCUCAUAAGUGUGUGUUUGGGGUGUGGCUCUUGGAGCUGGGGUGGAAGGGGAGCAUUGUAUUCUUGAAUGCAAUUAACAAAAUCUUGGGUCAGUACUAGUUACAGCACACUCAUAGCGUACAUUCAUUUGACAGUAUUUGGCUCACAAAUUUAGUCUGUGCUAUGGAAAACACAUCAAUGAGUGAAGGAGACCUGAGCAGUGAGAAAUAUAUGAUGUAUGCAAUUAUUCCAGCACCAUUUUGCUUUAUUUAGGGGUGAGGGGAACACCGUGUAUAUAAUGACCACCACAACUACAGCUGGUACCGGGGGUCUUAAGCAGCACCAAUAAAAUGCAUGUGCAGGAGGGGGCUGGAGGGGGGGGGGGGUUAACUUUAGCACCAGGAGAUUUCUUUUAAUAACACUAAUAGAUGCUUUACUAAGGCAAACAUUAAACGGAUGCUUUCCUUUAGCAUUCAGAAUAUAAAAAUCAUUUCUAUGGACGUAAAUUAACGGGUUCCCAUUAAUGAUAAUCAUCUAACUUACUAUGGCAUGAGAACUAAAAAUAAACAUAUGGACAAAGUAGGACACCAUAAAACGUGUUUUUUACAUCUUACAACUAGAUCGCAUGGCUUAGCAUCCCACGGCAGUAGUUCCUACCAACUCUAUUCCACAUGUACUAAAUCCCUCUUAUAUGGUUCCACAUAUAGAAAUAUAAAAAUGAAAAAUAAAUAAAUGUAAACUGACUUAAACAGUGUUACUCACUGAACAGGCAAUAGUGGAGAAAUUACAAGGUAGCUGCAAAUUUCAGACCAAAACUUCUGAAUGGGAAAAUUCUCUCAGCUACUCUUUGAAUUGCUGUACUUAUAUUUUUCUUAAACACGCAAACGCCUUGCCAGUCCUCCACAUUUCCUUGUUUAGUGAGAACCCCUGAACUGAAAACCAAAUUAUAUAAUUUCUACUAAAAUUGCUUUUUCAAUUCAGCUCUUUUCUUUAAACUUGUUUUAGCCUAGCUUUUGCAAUCAUAUUUUCAAUUUACCACAUUUCACAAAAGGGUGAAUAAACCCUUUUAAAUGGUCCGUGCUUUUACCUUCAUGAACACGGAAUUGAAAUCAAUUGAAAACUAAAAUUGCAAAAUGUGGGCAACCAUAACUGAUGUCACGUAGCAUGCAGGGUGAGGUAAUUAAUCUAUUACCCCUUGAAACCUAUUGUUAUACUAUAUAAGAUAACUGCACUAAAUAAGAAUAACAAAAGCAUACUUUUCCAGGUGACACCAUUUUAAUUUAUAAACAACAGUUAUUUCUUUGUAAAAUAUACUUUCACUGGGAAAAUAUUUGUAAGUAUGUGAAAUAAACACCAAAUAAAAUGGUUUGGCAAAUACCCAAGCAACUUUCCAUUAUUGCAACAUCAGAUAAAUUAUGACAUGUUUUAUUGAUACAAAGGAAAUGAUUUUGCACGUUUUAGAGAAGUGUUCUGUCGUUUGUUUGAGAUAUUUUUACUAAUAUUUGCUCAGCCAACGUAACAUGAUGUAUUACAUCUAGAUAAGAAACAUCUGGAUUCUUUCCGUUCCCACACUUCCAUGUAUUCUAAUCCCUUGAGGUGGCUAUUUAUAUGGCAAAAUAAAUUCUUUACAAAGGGACAUAUUCAGUAAACAGUAUAUUUGGGGUAAAUUGACAACUGCAUUGCAAAUGUACAAUAAAAGCUGAGUUGGAACUAAAAAUCUCUACACCUUAAAUUGAAAAUAUUCCUCAAAUUAGCUCAUUGUUUAUCAAAUAGACCCCAUAGAUUGACAAAAAAUAAUUACAUAUAUGACCAACUAAACAAUCUAAAACAAAGCAAAAAUAAGAAAAUCCACGCUAUAUAAUCGUAGAAUAAUGGAAAAUAAUUAUACAAUAUAGAAAUGACUAUAUCUAAAUACUUAUAUAAUAUAAACAAUUUAAGACUGACAUUUUAGGUGAAGGGUUUGGUCUCUAGGUAGGCCAAAUGAGCAGAUAUAUUAAUUUGAUUAUUUGUGUACAUUUAUCCAUUUAAAUCUAUUGGAAUAUUGGUAUUAAGUUAUCAGUAACAAAUAUAUAUCUAGUCUCAGAAUUCAGCCCUUUUGACCUUUAAUCUUCAAUGGGUUUUAUAGUAUUGAAAUGGUAAAUAUGUGAAAUAAACUAUAUCAUAUGAUAAAUAGAGGUAAGAACACUAAUGUGUAAUGUAUAUUGAUACAAUCCAUUUGUUUUAUUAUCUUGUGAGCAUUUUGAGGUCUCAUGUAAUAAUAUAGAUUACUAUGAUGAAUUGUCAGCAUAUCCUGGUAUAUAGUGAUAACUGCAUUAGAAGGGUGUAAAGGAGUCCUGUUUUAAAACGUAAAAAGAGGCAUAGGGAAUGGGUUACACAUCUGUUUGACACCUAACUCCACAUACCAGUAGUGUUUCAGUGUCUAUCUAUAAUACCUUUGCAAAAAGUAUUCAGAUCCUUGCCCAAUUUACACAUCAAACUGGAAAACAGUUUAUAUAUUGACCUUUAUAUAUUAAGUAUUUAACUAAUAUAUAGAGAGAGGUUUAAUACAGCUCCUCCUCUUUUACCUCAAUUUGUUACAUUUACUUGAUCUGUGAACGUAACGGAAGGAAAAACAUAGUGUACUGAAAAAUAUAUACAUUUUCAUAUUGUGUACAUAUUUUGGCCCAUUUUCAAAAAUAAGCCCUCAGUCACUUUAGAGAAGCUAUGGAGGACAGUGGUUGAGACUGGAGAAAAUGUCCAUCAGUCAGCAAUUCAAGAUCAUCAAACAUCUGUAUGGAAAGAUGACAAGGAAGAAAUUACUCAAGACCAGCCACAUAAAAGCACACCUGGAGUCGAAAUAGAAAAAACAUCUAUUGUGGUCACAUGAGACGAAGAUAGAGCUUUUUGGCCAGAAACACAAUCCAAAGCAACAAACAUUUGAACAUUCCACAGUGUCCCAGUCAAAGUCCUGAUCUCAGUCAAACCGAGAAUCUGUCAAAUACCCGCAGCUCUUGUGUAAAGCAGAUGGGUGCUAACUCCAAAAGGGCUUCAACAUGUUAUUAAAGCAAACGAUGUCUGGCUUUUCUUUGAAAUAUUUAAAACCUAUACAUAAUUUUGACUUUAAAAUUGUUGUUUAGAGCAGAUGGGUUUAUAAUAGAAACAAUCUUUUGAGCAUUUGUAAGUAUGCAUCAUAUGUAAUCCAAAAAAAAAAAAAUCAUUCAAAAAUACUGAAUACUUUUUAUGCAAACAUCCACAAAGUAAAUCUUAGGGAUUCAUUCCAGCUUUAAUCCUUCCAGCUUUAAGAAGGAUUAUCCAGAUUCUUUCCCCCAAAAAUGUAUGUAUGUAUUGUGCUAGUUAUAGUUACUGUCUCCUACAAGUAUAAACAAGCUGGUACUUUGCAUAUAACAUACUGUAUAUGCUGCUGAUGGGUUGUCAUUGGUACAAUGCAAUAUAACUUAACUAACCUUCUGCUUUAUGUGUUUUUUUUAGGUAGCAUGCCAUGGUCUUCAUUUCAAAAACCGAAUAGAAAUAUAUUUGUCUGAAAUAUGAACAUCGUUUUAUAUUGUAUAAAGAGAGUGUUUUAGCUGUUUACACAAUACACAAAUACAUUUUAUUUUUUAAAUGCAUGUAUAUGUGUUAUGCUUCCGAUAAAUAGUGUGUAGAUAUUAAGAGCUGUAACAAGAAACCAUGCCAAAGUCUUAAAAUUGUAUAUGUGUUUAUUUACUAGACUGGGAAUUGUGAAACCCUGGCAAGUGAAGUUACAAUUUUAAGCUAAAAUAGCUGAUUUAAAAAACAAAAAAAUCUUUCUCUACUAAUUUUGUAUGCGUAGAUAUAUAAUGUAUAUUUAUAUAUUAUAGUGUAUGUUGUAUCGCCAAACACUGCACAGUUAAUUGCGCAACUACCUUUUUG